Messenger RNA from Symbiodinium necroappetens, 298 nucleotides. The record is from the annotation of a GenBank genome assembly. Lineage: Eukaryota; Dinophyceae; Suessiales; Symbiodiniaceae.
GUUUGGUGGAGCUAUGGUUCCGUUUGUGGACCAGGCCAACCAUGGGAAGCCACACUUGGAGUUCCGCUGUCACAAAGGCACCGUGCGGGGCCGGGCGGUUCGCCGCAUAGUUCCCGGAGAGAUCCUGCAAUCCUACGGAGAGCUGUCAACGGCCGAUUCCUUGUAUCGCUACGGCUUCGCAGAUCUGGCGAAAACCUCUGCCGAGAUCACCCUGUCAGCAAAAGAGGUGGUGACCAUUUCUGUCGAAUUGGUGCAGGAGUCGGCAAAACAGCACGGCUGCGCCGGGAAGCUGCCCCGA